Messenger RNA from Gloeophyllum trabeum ATCC 11539, 774 nucleotides. RefSeq lists its product as uncharacterized. The transcript has 2 exons. Gene Ontology annotation, biological process: mRNA splicing, via spliceosome. Gene Ontology annotation, molecular function: RNA binding. The record is from RefSeq and is a predicted model, not a curated record. Gene Ontology annotation, cellular component: nucleoplasm; cytoplasm; ASAP complex. NCBI's taxonomy places the organism in Eukaryota, Fungi, Basidiomycota, Agaricomycetes, Gloeophyllales, Gloeophyllaceae. The coding region runs from base 1 to 774 and encodes 257 amino acids.
AUGGAAAAUGGCGGUGGCCUCGAUAAACCGCAUGCGCGCGUUGUAGUUGUCACCAAUCUGACCCGAAACGUUGUCGAAGCUCACCUGAAGACCAUCUUUGGAUUCUAUGGCGAGAUUACUAAGGUAGACUUACCAUUGUUUGGAAAAUCGGGGCAGAACAGAGGGAAAGCAGCUUUGGAGUUCGCGGACCCCAAAGCAGCGCACGAAGCAUCGUCGCACAUGGACGGCGGCCAGAUUGACGGCGCUAUCAUAAAAGCCGAGCUCUCAGACCUCCCUAUCCGCUCGCCAUCACCGUCUCGUCCUCGCAUCCGGAACGGACGUGACAGGCCUCGUUCUCUCUCGCGCUCACCUUCUCGCUCUCUCACGCCUCCUCCACGCAGAUUUGCACGACGUGGAGGGUAUGAGCCGCGACAGGAUGAUACCUACAGGCCAAGGUACGGACGUCGGGGACCGCCUCCUUUGCGAGACACCUAUCGACCCGUGUCGCGCUCGCGCUCUCGUUCGCCAAUUCGCGCCAGGGAUCGCUUCCCGCCCAGGCGGAGGUCACCCAGUUACAACCGUGGUCGCCGCCGGACUAGGUCUCCAAGCUAUUCUGUCCGUUCCAGUCGCUCACGUACCCGAUCACCAUACUCCCGCUCCCGCUCUGCAUCAUAUUCUUCAUACUCAAGGUAUUCUCGCAGCAAGAGCAGGUCUAGGUCUUAUAGCAGAGGCCGAAGAAGUUAUAGUCGGGAUGAUAUUAGGGAUAGCAGGUCCAGGUCUCCUCGAUCACCCUGA